Pyrus x bretschneideri (Chinese white pear) is the source of this 2446-nucleotide messenger RNA. Its product is annotated as polyadenylate-binding protein 2. Gene Ontology annotation, molecular function: RNA binding. Gene Ontology annotation, cellular component: ribonucleoprotein complex. Lineage: Eukaryota; Viridiplantae; Streptophyta; Magnoliopsida; Rosales; Rosaceae. The record is from RefSeq and is a predicted model, not a curated record.
UUGACUCCUCAGCCGGUGCGGUGCAGCUUUUUACUCUGCCCUCCUCCACAUCAAAAACCCAAAAAAAAUAAAUUGUUUCAUUUUCCGUCCGUCGUGCCGGUUCGGAUUCCGGACGAUUUAUCCCCAAAAAUCUCAGAAAAACCAAAAAUUCAGUCGCAGUUUCAUUUCCGGUCCUUAGGUUUUUGCAAAUUUUUAAUUUCGGUCCUUUGAGUUUGCAAAAAAAAAAAGGAAAUUUUGAGGUCAGGGUUUUGUGAUUUUGGUGUGACAUGGCUCAGAUUCAAGUUCAGCAGCAGCAGCAGCAGCCUCCCGUGAGCGGCCCAAACAGCGUGGCGGCGAACAGCGGCGGUGCCCCCCCGCAGUUCGUGUCGACGUCGCUGUACGUUGGGGAUCUUGACCAGAAUGUUACCGACUCGCAGCUGUACGAUCUGUUCAACCAGGUCGGUCAGGUCGUGUCGGUGAGGGUCUGCAGGGACUUGAGCACUCGCCGAUCUCUUGGCUAUGGUUACGUCAACUAUAGCGGUCCUCAGGAUGCUGCGAGGGCACUGGAAGUUCUGAACUUCACUCCACUGAAUAACAAAUCAAUCAGGAUUAUGUAUUCGCACCGGGACCCUAGUAUUAGAAAGAGUGGAACCGGAAACAUAUUUAUCAAGAAUCUGGACAAGGCAAUUGACCAUAAAGCAUUGCAUGAGACAUUUUCUUCGUUUGGAAAUAUUCUUUCUUGCAAGAUAGCCACUGAUGCCACUGGCCAGUCAAAGGGCUAUGGUUUUGUGCAAUUUGAUAGUGAGGAAGCUGCUCAGAGUGCAAUAGAUAAGUUAAAUGGGAUGCUGCUUAAUGAUAAGCCAGUGUUUGUAGGACACUUUCUCCGCAAGCAGGAGAGAGACGGAAAUUGGAAUAAGACAAAAUUUAACAAUGUCUACGUCAAGAAUAUAUCUGAAUCUACAACAGAGGAUGAGUUGAGGAAAAUUUUUGGUGAACAUGGACAAAUUACCAGUGUUGUAGUGAUGAGGGAUGGGGAAGGCAAAUCAAGGUGUUUUGGUUUUGUUAACUUUGAGGAUCCAGAAGCUGCUGCUACAGCUGUUGAAGCUUUGAAUGGAAAGAAGAUCGAUGAGAAGGAGUGGUAUGUUGGGAAAGCUCAGAAGAAGUACGAGAGAGAGCUUGAACUGAAGGAGAGAUUUGAGCAGAGCAUGAAGGAAGCCAGCGAUAAGUUUCAGGGUGUCAAUUUGUAUAUCAAGAACUUGGAUGACAGCAUCAGUGAUGAAAAACUCAAGGAAUUGUUCUCGGAGUAUGGUACAGUUAGUUCGUGCAAGGUUAUGCGUGAUCCUGAUGGAAACAGCAGAGGUUCUGGUUUCGUUGCCUUCUCAACUGCUGAAGAAGCUUCUCGAGCUCUUGCUGAGAUGAACGGCAAAAUGGUUGUUAGCAAGCCUCUGUAUGUUGCACUUGCGCAAAAAGAAGAAAGAAGAGCAAGGUUACAGGCUCAGUUUUCGCAAAUGAGGCCAGUUGCUAUGGCACCUUCAGUGGCUCCACGUGGUAUGCCAAUGUACCCUCCUGGUGCUCCGGGUCUAGGGCAACAAUUUAUGUACGGGCAAGCACCUCCAGCGAUAAUUCCUCCACAAGCUGGAUUUGGUUACCAACAGCAGCUUGUGCCUGGAUUAAGGCCUGGUGGUGGACCAAUGCCAAACUUCUUUGUUCCAAUGGUGCAGCAGGGUCAGCAGGGCCAACGCCCAGGAGGUCGACGUGGUACAGGUCCAGUGCAGCCAAACCAACAGCCUCUGCCAAUGAUGCAGCAGCAUAUGCUGCCUAGGGGACGUGUGUACCGCUAUCCACCUGGUCGCAACAUGCAGGAAGUUCCAUUUUCUGGAGUCGGAAGUGGUAUGCUUCCAGUCCCAUAUGACAUGGGUGCCAUUCCUAUGCGUGAUGCUGCAGGUGGGCAGGGUGUUCCGGCUUUGGCCACUGCCCUUGCAAAUGCCUCAACUGAACAGCAAAGGACGAUGCUUGGUGAAGCCUUAUAUCCCCUCGUUGACCAGCUGGAGCAUGAGUCGGCAGCUAAGGUGACAGGCAUGCUUUUGGAGAUGGACCAGACCGAAGUUUUGCAUUUGCUUGAGUCACCAGAGGCUCUAAAGGCGAAGGUCGCAGAGGCCAUGGAUGUUCUGAGGAAUGUUGCCCAACAGCAGGCUAACAGCAGCGCCGACCAACUGUCUUCAUUGUCUCUUGAAUGAGAAGAACGGCAUCCGGUGAUGUUUUUCUCACAACGCGGAAAGACUUUGGUAGAAGUUUGCGUUUGAUGUUUUGAGUUAUUGUAGUGUUUUGGAAAUUGGAAACAUAGACUUGAUUUCUUCAUUUUUCCCGCAAUUUUUGUUUGAUUGGGCUCUAGGAUUUUCACUAUUGAUACAUUUACCUGGCUUGCUUCAUGGUUUUGGUUAAUGAGUUUAGACAUAUGUCUUGGUCA